GGAGCGGUUGAGGGUGAAACAAGCGUCGUGGUCGUCGUCGUCGCCGCCGCCGCUGUGGUGUGUUUCUUCUUUACGGCACUCGCUUUACGGCAGCGAGGCCCGGGGCACCGGAGCGAAGCCUCGGGGCGGAUUUUUUCUUUCUUCUUCUUCUUCUUCUUCGAGGAGGGAAGGGAACGGCCUCCUCGAGCGACCCGCCGGAGGGAGAGAGGGAGGGAGUGUGAGAGAGAGUGAGAGAGAGAGAGAUAGAGAGAGAGAGGGCCCUGGAAUGAGCCUCGGCCUGUGAUUUCGAGGUGUGCGGGUGGUGGUGGGGGGGGAAGGCGGCCCCAGCGAUGCCCGACUUCAGGCUGACCACCCAGGCCUACUGCAAGAUGCUGCUCCACGCCGCCAAGUACCCGCAGUGCGCCGUCAACGGCGUCCUGGUGGCGGAGAAGCUCAAGAGGAAAGAGGCGCAGAGCCAUGGCCAGGGCCAGGGCCAGGGUCAGGCCCCCGGGCCGGGCCGGGCCGUGCUGUGUGUGGACUGUGUGCCCCUCUUCCACGGCACCUUGGCCCUGGCGCCCAUGCUGGAGGUGGCCCUGACUCUGGUCGAUUCGUGGUGCAAAGAAAAUAGCUACGUAAUAGCUGGAUACUACCAGGCAAACGAGCGUCUGAAGGACACCAGCCCAAAUCAGGUUGCUGAAAAGGUGGCUUCUCGGAUUGCAGAGUCCUUCAGUGAUGCUGCGCUAAUCAUGGUGGAUAAUCAUAAAUUUACCAUGGAGUGUAACGAACAGUCAAUCAUAGUAUAUGAGCACCAUGACAACAAAUGGCGCUGCACAGACCCAAAUACCGAUUUCUGUGAAGACUGGUCAGAGGUGCAGCGAAUCGCAGCCUGUCUGCUAGAAAGCAAAUCCUACGACUCUUUAGUGGAUUUUGAUAACCAUCUGGAUGAUCUGCGGAAUGACUGGACAAACCCAGAGAUCAACAAAGCUGUUCUCCACCUCUGCUGAAACCUCUUCCUUCCUACAAAAGCAUUUCAAGGCAUUUUUCAAUAGAUGGGAGCCACGGAUCGCGUACGGCUGUAAUGAGCAUCCCUUUAUGAAUGUGAAGUCUUAAGCGGUAAAAAUCAAACGGGCGGAAUUGUUACUCUCACGCACCAGUGUCCGCGUGCCAAGAUCCAAUGUUCUGAAAGAAAGCGAAUUGUUUCGAGCCUGAUAUUAAGCCAUGGAUCAAUUGAUCUCGACCCAAUUGUUAAUUGUUGAGGUUGAUUUUCACCGUGAAAAUUAUUAAGAAAAAAACAUGUUACGGUCACGAUCCAAAUAUUCUUGGCCCCCAAUUGUGGUAUGAAUCUGAUUAACUGCACGUAUCGAAUCAAACUUACAAUAACCGAGUUGUUGACCAUUAGCUAACGACCAGUCUUUUAUGAUCAUAGUUCAUUUUUAUUUGAUAAUUUACUUUAUUUAAAAGAGUCAUUCAAAUCCUGUGUGUGUGAUACGAUAAGAUCAAUAACAAUUAAUCCCCUUUUUUAAAAAAAAUUGUAUCUCAAAAAGCAAUACCAUUUGUUGGACAUUUGUUUAAAUCUUGAGUUGAUGUAUUUCUUCCAAGUGCUGUUACACAGCUGUGUUUCGUUUUCUCCCUUUGCUAAAACAGUUGACUUCAAUUUGCGUUUAGCACGAAACGUUUGAUACGGACCCAACAGAAGCCUUGAUACAUGUCAUUUAAUACCACGCUAAGCCAAGAGCUUAUAAAUCGAAUUUGUGAUGACACCUUUUUGGAUUGUUAGUGUACAAAUUAUUAAAAGAUGUGCAUAUAACAGUCUCUUAACCCAGGCUCCUCGGAUGGCUCCAAAAGUUUGUUCAUUGAGUGGUGUUGUAGUUCCUUAUCUGCUGUGAGUUGGCUGGACUCAGUUAUAGUAGCUCUGGGGUUGGGUGUCAUGGUUGGUCUAAGCGCUCCAAGUGAAGAAUGGUUAAAACCAGCCAGAAUUCAUGCUCCCUCCCUGUGACUAUCCACUGAACCUUGCUGGAGGUGCAGAUGUACAGCCAUUGGAUUAAGAUGGGUUACAGGGCUCAGCUGUGACACCCCUUACGCACAGUUUAAUAGACUUGUGGCAUUCGUUGUAAAGAUUCACAGGUGUGAAGGCCACCCAGGAGAGGUAACCAGAGGAUGACCAAUAGAGAGAAUAUUAGUGGUCAAAUUAAUAUUAGAACUGGAGCCUCUCCAAUAUCUAUAAUAAUCUUUCACUUUUGUUUGAUUUUGUAUUCAUGUGUUUAGGUCUGUUACUGUAAGAUUUUCCAAUCAAAUUAGCGGAAAUAAAUCCAUGUGCCCUAAUAGUUUGCAGAUAGCUGUAAAUGAACAUAGUUCUUGGUGGUGGUGGUGUGAUUUAUCGAACGAAAAUGUAACAAAUCAAAUAGAGAUUGCGAUGAAAUAUGUAUAUACAGGUGAUUGAUUUUUAGUUUCAAAUUAAAUACUGAAAAAGAUCCA
This is a messenger RNA of Callorhinchus milii (elephant shark), 2454 nucleotides long. It is a transcript of the gene emc8, whose product is annotated as ER membrane protein complex subunit 8. Bases 330 to 983 code for a protein of 217 amino acids. The record is from RefSeq and is a predicted model, not a curated record. NCBI's taxonomy places the organism in Eukaryota, Metazoa, Chordata, Chondrichthyes, Chimaeriformes, Callorhinchidae. The transcript is spliced from 5 exons. Gene Ontology annotation, cellular component: EMC complex.